AUGAGCUGUUAUCCAUGCUAUGAAAGUCACACUCUCAGGUCCAGGAGGGAGCAGGAGCUCGACUGUGCCACCCUGCCCCGCAGCAGCAGCGAUGCCGCGGCCGUGCGCAGGAGGACCAAGCUCCCCACCAUCACCAGGACAGAAGUAGAAACUCACAGGUUCUCCAUCAAUGGCCACUUCUACAACCACGAGACAUCAGUUUUCACUCUGGCUUUUGGGUCAGAAACCAAAAUAAGAAUCAACAGCCAGAUGAGGACCAGACAAGUGAUAGAGCAGUUGCUUCAGAAGUUUAAGAUAGAAAACAGCCCCCAUGAAUUUGCACUUUACGUUAUCCAUGCGUCUGGAGAAAAGAAGCAGUUGAGGAGUAGGGAUGUUCCCUUAUUGCACAGGCUGCUGCAGGGGCCCUCUGAGAAGGUUGCCAAGUUUUUUCUCAUGGAUGGGGACAUGGAAGAGAUCAGCAGUGAUGUGGCUCAGUACAUUUCAUUCCAUCUUCCCUUCUUGGAAUCCAUUCUGCACAGAAUAAAUGAAGAGGAGGAGCAGGAGAUUCAACAGACCACUGCAAGGUACACACGAGAGAAGAGGCUGAUCCAGCAGCACCUGCGCAGUCGAAGUGUUCAGAAAACAGAGACCACGGUGUGA
Molecule: messenger RNA, 639 nt
Organism: Agelaius phoeniceus (red-winged blackbird)
Lineage: Eukaryota; Metazoa; Chordata; Aves; Passeriformes; Icteridae
Product: ras association domain-containing protein 6-like
Biological process (GO): signal transduction
Source: RefSeq, a predicted model, not a curated record